Molecule: messenger RNA, 1239 nt
Organism: Tetranychus urticae (two-spotted spider mite)
Lineage: Eukaryota; Metazoa; Arthropoda; Arachnida; Trombidiformes; Tetranychidae
Source: RefSeq, a predicted model, not a curated record
UUGAACAUUCAUCCGUCUUGUAGGAAUACCAAAUUGAAGCAAAUUUGGCAAAAUUUUUACAACAGAUGACAGCACAUUUUGAGGGACCGUAUCCAAAUUUGCUUCAAUUUGUUAUUCCAUUGUAAUCUUAUUGUUUUUUGCUAAUUACAACUUUUUUUAGUCUAAAAAUACUUAAUGAGCAUCAUUGAUAAGCUAUAUUAUAUUGAAAAAUAUAAAAUAUACAUGUUUUAAAUGUUUUAAUUCAAUUUUGGCCAUUUUUGGCCAAUUUUGGUCUUUUAGAGAGACCCAGAGCAAAGAGUCUCUUCAAAGACAACAAGUGAUCUACUUUUGGUCCACCAUUUUUUGUGCUUAGAUGAGGAUUUAAAUGUUCAUCUAAUGAAUUAACUUAUUUAUAAAUUAUACCAAAAAAAUAAAAUUUUUGUCUUAAAAUGAAUGAAAAUAAUAAUAAUACUUCUAACAAAAUUACAAUAAAAGUAAGGCAUUCGGAUGAAGAUUAUCAUGAGAUUACAAUUGAUUGGGCAAAUGAAAGUUUCGAUUACAGGAAACAAUUGUUCCAUCAGUUAUCAGCAUUCACAGGCAUACCAUUCAAAUAUCAAGCGUAUGUUUUUGUAAAAGCUAAUGAAAGAAUAUCUUUCGAUUUGCACAACAUUGAAUUCUAUGAUGAACUCUCGCUUCCGGAUGAUAAAGAGCUUGCAAUGGAGCAAAUUCAGGAUGGCGCUUGUUAUUUUUUCAAAACAUAUUUAGGCCUCUUCUAUCCUAAUCUCGCAAGUAUUUUCUGUUUCUAUCAACUGAUUCAUCGUGAUCUGGUCAAUGAAAAUGACUGCAACUUCUAUUAUUGUCACUCUUUGGGUAGUCGUUUCUUCACGAAGAAAUUUUCAGAGAUAAUAAAAUCCGAACACUUGCAGACACUUCUGGAUCGAAGAGGUGCGGGACAAACAUGGGAAAAUUUAACAAGAAUUAAAUUAAAUCUGAAUAUUGAGCACCUUACUGUCCUAUCAUGCCAUCGACAUUUCGAAUCUUUAGGACGAUUUGAAUUUCGGUUCUCUGAUUACUAUUUGCGUUACCGAGGUUAAUGAAGAUAUUAACCUUGUAAAACUUAGAAUCUAGGUUGUUUUCGGUUACGUGAUUAUUACUUGCGUUAUCGAGGUUGAUUAAAAUAGCUUUUGCAAUUCAUUAUCAAUCAAAUAAACUGACUAUCAACUUUUUGCAUUAAAAGAUGAAAAUUUCAAAAACAUUUGA